AUGACUCUACUAUUUGGUCCUCCAGGAUGUUGGAAGACCUCCUUGUUGAAGGCACUUUUUGGAAAUCUAGACCAAUCGCUUCAGUUUAUCUAUCUAAAUAACUUUAAAAUAUAUCCCAAAAUAUAUGGGUUUCACAUAUUUCAACAGGGAGUGCUUGACACCAGCUCUACUUCACCUUUUUUGGAAUCCGGAGCUUUAUUGUCUGCCUUCUAUCCGCUGCUUAAUCUUUUCUCUGGCUUUUUGAUUCCUCAACGGCAAAUCCCAAAGUGGUGGACGUGGUUGUAUUAUCUAAUGCCUACAUCAUGGACAUUGAAUUGCUUGCUCACUUCACAAUAUGGAGAUAUAAAUGAUGAGGUUAUGGUAUUCGGUGAAGCCAAGACAGUUGCUUCUUUGCUAAAAUAUUAUUUUGGGUUUCAUCAUGAUCGCUUACCUAUUACAGCAAUCCUUCUGAUUUCCUAUUCCUUAAUCUUUGCAACCCUUUUUGCAUUUUUCCUUUCACGUUUAAAUUUUGAGAGAAGGUGAAUUUCUC
Molecule: messenger RNA, 529 nt
Organism: Gossypium raimondii (Peruvian cotton)
Lineage: Eukaryota; Viridiplantae; Streptophyta; Magnoliopsida; Malvales; Malvaceae
Product: pleiotropic drug resistance protein 3-like
Exons: 3
Coding region: 1-522 (173 amino acids)
Cellular component (GO): membrane
Molecular function (GO): ABC-type transporter activity
Source: RefSeq, a predicted model, not a curated record